AUGUGGAGUAAAGAAGAAAAAAAACAGAAGAGAGAAAAAAAAAUGUACGUUCAACCACAACAGAGAACAUACUAUUUAUUAUUAAUGUUUCGUUUAUUUGCAAGACGUAAUUAUAGUAUACACUGGCGAUUCAAAGAUGUUUGUCCAUCACCGAGAUAUGAUACAGGUUGCACGUAUUGUCAACCAGAAUUCCCAACAAACCUAGCCAUUGAUUUUGAUAAGAAUUUGAACAAAACAGGAGCAAUACCGACCAAACAUGUAAUGGUAUUGACAAAUCCGAUUAAUCAGAUAUCAGAGCUACCUUCCAAAACUGAGUUUAUUCCCAAUAGUAUACCGAGUGAAAUAACAAAGUAUCGAACAAUGAUUCAAACCGAUGAUCAACGAGUGACCAUUUCCGUGAUCCAUCUUAACAACAAUCGUCACCAACAGAUAUUAGAUCAAUAUAAUAUAAAACCAGGCUCGUCGCAACAGUUGGUGUUUUUGUAUCCGUCUAUGAAAAUCAUCAGAUUUGACCUAAGUGUACUGGACCAAUUUGUUAAAAAGUACUUGUACUCGAAGCCUACAGCCCCAGUUUAUAAUCCAUUUGUUCAAACCAAACCCUCGGCACCAAAUAAUGACUUGUUUGAUUCCAUAAUUGUAGAUGAGUCAAAUUUUAUUGAGGAUGAAUUGGAUAAAGAUUUGUUGGUGAUAUGUGGACAUGCAAAACGAGAUUUACGGUGUGGAAUCAUUGCUCCACAGUUGGAAUCGGAAUUCAAUCAGGUACUCGUUCGUCAUAAUCUACAAGACACGAUAUACACUGGGCAAGUAUCGCAUGUUGGUGGUCACGCUUAUGCUGGGAAUGUAUUGUACUACCCCAAAGAUUGUCAGACAUCAAAAGAUUUCAUAUGGUACGGUCGGGUUUUUCCCAAGGAUGUCCAAGGUAUUGUUGAACUGACAAUUAUAAAUAAGGAAAUUAUCAAAGAUUUGUUUCGUGGAGAUAUAGAGGCAUACUAG
Messenger RNA from Candida albicans SC5314, 993 nucleotides. RefSeq lists its product as uncharacterized. Lineage: Eukaryota; Fungi; Ascomycota; Pichiomycetes; Serinales; Debaryomycetaceae. Bases 1 to 993 code for a protein of 330 amino acids. The record is from RefSeq and is a predicted model, not a curated record. The transcript has a single exon.